UCAUGCCUGCUGGACAUCCUGGACACAGCCGGUCAAGAGGAAUAUUCUGCGGCUAGGGAUGAGUACACACGUACUGGGAAUGCGUUUCUCCUGGUGUAUAGUAUAACUGACCGGUCAAGCUUUGAAGAGGCAGAGGCGAUAUAUGAAAUGAUAAUGAUAAUCAAACAAGAAAACCAUGUUCCAGCGGUUUUGUGUGGCAACAAACUUGAUCUCGAUGCAACACGAGAUGUCUCACAUGACGAAGGCAAAGUAUUGGCACAGACAUUAGGGAUUCCCUUCAUGGAGACUUCCGCCAAAGAUGGGACAAAUAUCACACAGGUUUUUGAAGUACUAGUGAAAGAAGUUCCCAGAUUGCAGCCCUCAUACAAGGUGGUCAUCCUGGGGAGUGGAGCAGUUGGAAAAUCAGCGGUCACCCUGCGUUAUACCACCAAUAAAUUUGUUGAUUGUUAUGACCCAACUAUCGAGGACUUCUACAGAAAAAAUGUCACAAUUCCUGGCCUAAGAGAAAGACAUCGGGAAUCCAGUAUGUAUGGCAUGCGAUUAGGGAAUUAG
Messenger RNA from Pecten maximus, 552 nucleotides. Its product is annotated as ras-like protein 1. The transcript has 3 exons. Gene Ontology annotation, cellular component: plasma membrane. The record is from RefSeq and is a predicted model, not a curated record. The annotation marks the transcript as partial. NCBI's taxonomy places the organism in Eukaryota, Metazoa, Mollusca, Bivalvia, Pectinida, Pectinidae. Gene Ontology annotation, biological process: signal transduction. Gene Ontology annotation, molecular function: GDP binding; GTPase activity; GTP binding.